UAUGUUACAUACACAGAUCCACUUCCAGCAGCUGAGAAGUUUUGUGACUUCACAUUUGGAACACAGACGUGAAGCUGAAAAUGAAUUUGCUGCUGACACUCGCACUAUUUGGAACGCUUGCUUGGGCUUUGCCCAUAGGUCAGGAAACCGAGAGAAUUUCAAAAAAGGACAGGGAACUUGCUGAGAAAUACAUACAGCAUUAUUAUCCUGAAUCGGAUUCAACACCUGUGAUAAAAAGCAAAGCCAAGAAUGGCAUUGCUCCAGAAAAAAUACGGCAGAUGCAAGAUUUCUUGGGGUUGAAAGUGACUGGAAAAUUGGAUGCGAGCACUUUGGAUGCUAUUAAAAAACCCAGGUGUGGCAUUGCUGAUAUAGGAGAAUACAACACUUUUCCUGGUUCACCUAAAUGGGCAAAGAAAGAACUGACAUACAGGAUUCUAAACUAUACCCCUGACAUGGAAUCCCGUUAUGUAGACUAUGCAAUUGAGAAAGCUUGGAAGGUGUGGAGUGACGUGACUCCCUUGACUUUCACCAGGGUUUAUAGGAAACCUGCCGACAUUGAAAUCUCUUUUGUUAACAGAGCACACGGAGAUGCUUUUCCUUUUGAUGGACAAGGUGGAAAUUUGGCCCAUGCCUUUUCACCUGCUUUUGGUGGAGAUGCCCAUUUUGAUGAAGAUGAAUUCUGGGCAAAAGAUUUGAAAGGAACUAACCUUUUUCUGGUAGCUGCCCAUGAGUUUGGCCACUCAUUAGGGCUUCAACAUUCCAGUGAUUUGGGGGCUCUGAUGUUUCCAAUCUACCAACCAAUGGAUCCCAAAGCCCUAAGACUUCACCGUGAUGAUAUUGCAGGUAUCCAGAGCCUUUAUGGAGCCCCUGGAGAUGAUGAUUAUAAUGACAGUUCAUUGGGAAACCCUACAGCUGCCCCAACAGAAGUACCGUCAACAGAACCCUGCCACCCUGACCAAGCUUUCGAUGCUGUGACUUCGCUUAGAGGAGAAACCAUAUUCUUUAAAGACAGUUUCUUCUGGCGAAAGAAUCCCCUCCGAAAUGCAAUUGAGAAAGAUCCCAUUUCUGCUUUCUGGCCAGCUUUGAGCACCGGCCUAGAUGCUGCGUAUGAAAACAGAGACAAGGACAUCGUCUUUCUUUUUAAGGGACAAAAGUAUUGGUCUUCCAAGGGAAAUAUUAUAGAGCAUGGGUUCCCAAGGAACAUCCAGAGUCUGGGCUUCCCACACACCAUUAAAAAAGUUGAUGCAGCGACUUAUGACAGUAAUUCAAAGAAAACAUACUUCUUUUCUGGUGACCAUUAUUGGAGGUAUGAUGAUGAAAAGAACUCCAUGGAGCAAGGAUAUCCAAGAAAAAUAAUAGAUGACUUCCAUAACAUUCGCUCCAAGGUGGAUGCUGCUUUUAUAGAUAAUGGGCACUUCUAUUUAUUCAGUGGUCCAAAGCAGUAUGAAUUUGACUCUGCAACCAAAAGAUUUCUGGGCAUGAAGAAGAGUAAUAGCUGGCUGGGUUGCCAGUGAUAUGGCAGGAAGAAGACAAAAGAGCCAAGAAUGGUGGGAUCCAUUCAUCCUAGUUCUCAAGAACUAGCUAAUGUUGUCAGUUAAUGGUGAUUACUUGGUGUAUUUACUGCUUUUGAGCCAUGAAAACACCAUAAUGAUGUUUUCAUAAGGGAGAAUUUCAAGGCUGAAUUUAAUUUAAUGUAACUUAUUAUAAUGUAUUAUUUGUUAAAGUUUUUGUUAUUAAAAAUGUUUUUCUCAAUAAAA
Molecule: messenger RNA, 1757 nt
Organism: Ahaetulla prasina
Lineage: Eukaryota; Metazoa; Chordata; Lepidosauria; Squamata; Colubridae
Product: stromelysin-1-like
Exons: 10
Coding region: 81-1514 (477 amino acids)
Biological process (GO): extracellular matrix organization; proteolysis; collagen catabolic process
Cellular component (GO): extracellular matrix
Molecular function (GO): metalloendopeptidase activity; zinc ion binding
Source: RefSeq, a predicted model, not a curated record